ACAUUUUCAACCAAACACAACUUUCACAGUGUGCUGCUUCUCUGUGUUCACACAUCUCCGGCUGAAUCCUCACUGUCCUCCGUGUUCGCCGGAAGCUCGAUUCACUUCAAUUAGGUAUUUUCCUACCAUUUAUCGGAAUUGAUUCGUUAGUUAAGGCUUAAAACUGAAAAAAUGUCUGAUUGGUCUGAACUUAACUCUGAUCUUCUGGUUCUAGUUGUUAAGCGUAUUAAUUUGAUUGAAGAUUAUCUUAGUUUUGGUACUGUCUGCAAAUCCUGGCACUCUCUGGCCACAAAGGAUAAUUUUAAUAGCGAUUUGCCUAGGGUUCCAUGGCUAAUGUUAGCCGAGGAAGAGGAUGAUGACACAUGUAGGAAAUUCUUCAGUCUAGAAAAUGGGAUGAUUCUGAAAAAGAGUAUCCCUGGAGCUAGGGGAAAAAGGUGUGUUGAGUCCAUGGGAUGGCUUGUAACAGUCCGAAUAGGCCAGAGUGAAAUAAGUCUAUUGCAUCCAUUUUCUGGUGUUGAAAUCCAGCUGCCAGAUCAAAUUCGAUACCCACUGGAUAAUAAUAAAUAUUAUGGACCCGUCACUUUCUCACCAGCAAUCUCUAUCCAUAAAGCAGUUUUGUCAGCUAAUCCUUCUCAUACAUCUGACUACAUUCUAAUGAUCAUUGAGGGAGACUUCAGUUUCCUCAGUCUAUGGAGACCAGGUGAUUUGUCAUGGACCAGACUAUCGGUCUACAAUGGACAAAUUACUGAUGUAGUAUAUUUCAAUGGCAAAUUUUAUUCAGUCGAUUAUAAGGGUCGUAUCUCUGUUUGCAAUGUCUCUGGCUCUGAAAUCGGUGAAAACAAUCGCAUAGCGCAGCUAAAUCAAUGUAUUGAUGGUAUUUAUUACAUCCUAGAAUCACUAGGAUCGUUAUUUGUAGUUGUGCAACAAUUUGUUGGUUUAUCGUACGAGUACGACUCAAAUGAUUGGAUUCUACGGACUUCCAUCCUAGGUGUAGAUGAUGAAGGGGAGACUGUUUCCAACACUUACAGGACAAAUUUUUUUCUAGUUUACAAGAUUGAUUUAGAUGCUUGCGAAGCUACGCCAACGAAGGAUUUAGGGGACAGAGCUUUUUUCCUGGGUCCUAAUGCUUCUAUUUCGGUUCAAGCUUCUCAAUUUCCAGGAAUCAAGCCCAAUCAUAUUUAUUUUACAGAUAAUUAUUUGUGUGCAUACCUCCAGUUCCGAGAAGGAUGCGGCUUGGACAUGGGGGUGUUCAACUUAGCAGAUGAAAGUAUCCAGCCACACUAUGAUGGUGUUUCCCUCAGUCGUGUUAGUCCUCCAAUUUGGGUCACACCAAAUCCGUGCUUAAAACUGAGAAAAAUGUGUGAUUGGUCGGAGCUUGACCGUGAUCUUUUGGUUCUAGUUGUUAAGCGUAUUAAUUUGAUUGAAGAUUAUCUUAGUUUUGGUACUGUCUGCAAAUCCUGGCACUCUCUGGCCACAAAGGAUAAUUUUAAUAGCGAUUUGCCUAGGGUUCCAUGGCUAAUGUUAGCCGAGGAAGAGGAUGAUGACACAUGUAGGAAAUUCUUCAGUCUAGAAAAUGGGAUGAUUCUGAAAAAGAGUAUCCCUGGAGCUAGGGGGAAAAGGUGUGUUGAGUCGCUGGGAUGGCUUGUAACAGUCCGAAUAGGCCAGAAUGAAAUAAGUCUAUUGCAUCCAUUUUCUGGUGUUGAAAUCCAGCUGCCAGAUCAAAUUCUAUACCCACUGGAUAAUAAUAAAUAUAAUGGACCCGUCACUUUCUCACCAGCGAUCUCUAUCCAUAAAGCAGUUUUGUCAGCUAAUCCUUCUCAUACAUCUGACUACAUUCUAAUGAUCAUUGAGGGAGACUUCAGUUUCCUCAGUCUAUGGAGACCAGGUGAUUUGUCAUGGACCAGAUUACCGGCCUACAAUGGACGAAUUUCUGAUGUAGUAUAUUUCAAUGGCAAAUUUUAUGCAGUCGAUCAUAGUGGUUGUAUCAAAGUUUGGGAUGUCGCUGGCUCUAAACUCGGUGAAAAUCAUACCGUAGCGCAGCUAAAUUCAUGUCUUGAUGAUCUUUAUUACAUCCUAGAAUCACUAGGAUCGUUAUUUGUAGUUGUGCAACAAUUUGUUGGUUUAUGGUACGACAGAGAUGAGAUUCCACCGUCUCUCAUCCUAGGUGGAGAUGAUGAGGAAGGGACUAUAUCCAACACUUACAGGACAAAAACUUUUCUAGUUUGCAAGAUUGAUUUAGAUGCUUGCAAAGCUACGCCGACGAAGGAUUUAGGGGACAGAGCUCUUUUCCUGGGGCCUAAUGCUUCUAUUUCGGUUCAAGCUUCUCAAUUUCCGGGAAUCAAGCCCAAUCAUAUUUAUUUUACAGAUAAUUGUUUGAGUGCAUACCUCCGGUUUGAAGGAGGAUGUGGCUUGGACAUGGGGGUGUUCAACUUAGUAGAUGAAAGUAUCCAGCCACAUUAUGAUGGUGUUUCCCUCAGUCGUGUUUGUCCUCCAAUUUGGGUCACACCAAAUCCGUGUUGAGCAUCCGUUUACCCGUCAAAUCCAGUUACAUCUGCUGAUAUUCAUAAGAUUUUGAGAAUCUUGCCGAGAAGCACAAGAGUAUCACUCAAGUUAUUUUGGAUGUUCAAGAAUGUAAUGUAAUUUCAGCUACACUUAUAGUGUAAGUUAGUUUUGUUGCUUAUUGCUAAAACAUGUCCUAUUUUAACCCUUCUUAUGUGCAAGGAGGAAUUGUUAUUGUUGCUCAAUUACAUCUAACUUUAUCUUAUCAUAAUGUGUUUGAUAUUGUGAGGCAAUGCAGUCAUUUACUGUUAAUGCUUAAAGAACUCCUUUUAGUUAUCAAAAGUAUCUGUUGGAUCAAA
Messenger RNA from Solanum tuberosum (potato), 2858 nucleotides. RefSeq lists its product as uncharacterized. Gene Ontology annotation, molecular function: protein binding. The transcript has 3 exons. Bases 172 to 2520 code for a protein of 782 amino acids. Lineage: Eukaryota; Viridiplantae; Streptophyta; Magnoliopsida; Solanales; Solanaceae. The record is from RefSeq and is a predicted model, not a curated record.